CCAGCAUGCACCGUGAGUUUUAGCCAUCUUGUUGAGAGGUGGAAUUUUUUUUUUCUUCAUCAGAAAUUUUGUUUCCCGAACUCUGAGCCCCGAAUCACUCUCAACUCGGAGCGCUUACAUCGUCUCCUGAGCGUCUUUACAGGCGAAACAGCGCGAGUCGCGGUCUGCACAAUGAGAUUAUCGUAGUCGCGGUGUGAUUAGUUAACCGUUUGCAGAAGUGUUUAUUUUUAUUUUUUUUUAUAUAAGAUGCUAAAUGUGAGGCCGGGGGGAAGCGGGCCCCCAGCUCGCGCCUCGGACUAAAGUGGCAGCUCAAGCCCGGGAGAAGCGUUAUCUAACUCGGCCUCGUGUGCACCGCGGACCCGGGACGGAGGCCGGCUCACUCCGGUUAUAAAAUAAAACAGUCGGUAUUAACCUCGGAUCUAGCUUUGAAACGAUUUUAAUGGCCAUCUCCUGGUUUGAUCGAUCUUUAGGAAUGCAACAGGACAGCAGACGAAGAGGAAGCGCGGUGACGUAUGAUCAUUUAGGUUAACAGCUUAAAAACUGAUUCUGAUCCAGCGCCAGUUUUUCCCUUCCCUUGUCUUCUUCUUCAGCUUAGAAAAGGAGUGCGCGUUUACUUUUUUUUGUUCGUUAAAGCUCACGCGUGUUUAAAUAGGGCGUACGUUUGUCUACACAAGUGUCUUAACGCGUCUUAAGAUGUCAGCCAAGAAGAAGAGCUGUUUCCAGAUCACCAGCGUGACCCAGGCUCAGGUGGCCACGGUCGGCUGCGCGGAUGACUCCGAGAGCCUGGACGAUCCGGACGAAUCCAGGACCGAGGACGCGUCUUCGGAGAUCUACGAACCGGAAGUGUGCGACCGGAGGAGUUCGGCGGCGAUUCACGGCGCGCUGAAUAGUGUGGGAGAAGGCGACACGGCUGCUCACAGAGCCGCACCGUCCCACCAGCCUGGAGGUCCUGGUCCAGCGGGUGGUCCUGGUCAGCAGGUCACCUCUAACACCACCACCACCAGCUGCAGUUCACGCUUCCGAGUGAUUAAGCUCGACCAUGGCACGGGAGAGCCUUUCCGCAGGGGUAGGUGGACAUGCACGGAGUUUUACGAGAGGGAACCCGAGGUGGGGACUGGUAGAACAGCAGAGGGAACCAGGCACGCCAACGAACAUACCCCUGACCGGGACAGCGGAUUAGGCGUCUCUGUAGUGGUUCAGUCCAGUCAGGCAUCGGAUGCCACCACGACCACCAACACAACCACCAACAUGCUCGAUCUGUCCACGUCGCAUACCUCCGUGCACCCUUUCGAACCCGGUAAUGACCCCGGUAAAACGCCACAGCCUGCUGUUCCCCCUCAGGCUCUUCUCGCGCCAGGCCUAACCCAAGGCUCUCACGUCCAGAUAUCGCCCGUUACUCCUCAAGCUUAUCAAACUCAGCAAACUCCUCAGUUAUCCAUAGGCCUCCACAUGCCGAGCCAAACGAGCAUGAUGCCCGAGUACGGACAGCAGCACUUGCCUCACGCCGUACCCAUGCAAGGGGAUAUGGGCAUGUCUGUGCCAGCCAGCCAGUCGGGUGCACCCGUGCCCAACUUGAUGGAGUGGGCGGGAGUGGUGAGUGCCGCGGUGAUAGCGCCUCUCGCCCCUGCGCCUUCGGUUCAGAUCGGACAGUAUUCGGGUGUAGCCAUGACCGCCGGGCAAAAUUCACCCGUUCUGAGCACGGUGGGCAUCCCGGUGCCCGAACAGAGUCGGAGGAAGUCGGACGCUGCGGCCUCUGCGCCCCUCCUCGCUCCUGUUAAAGAGUCUGGGAAACCCUUGAUUACAGAGGAGUUGCCCCUUAUACCCAACCCUGGGGUGAACAGCCUGUUUGGGAUCCCCAUCCCCAUCGCCAUCGACGGGGACGAGGACAGUGCCUCGGGAGUGAGCGUCGUGGCCAUCGACAACAAAAUCGAGAAAGCAAUGGACCUGGUGAAGAGCCACCUGAUGUACGCCGUGCGCGAGGAGGUGGAGGUGCUGAAGGAGCAGAUCAAGGAGCUGUGCGAGAGGAACUCGGUGCUGGAGCGCGAGAACGCCGUGCUGAAGUCUCUGGCUAACAGCGAGCAGCUCUCACAGCUCUCGGCUCACACGGCCACCGCGUCCCCGCCCGCGCAGACGCCGCCCACCAACCCGCCGCAGCCCAGCGUCUCCUCCGCUUAACCAUCACGCACACAACGCCCGCCCACCAGCACGUCCUCGCUCAGCACCAGCUUUAACCAGCAGCGCUUCAGUAUACACGCGGCUGUGUGUGUGUGUGUGUGUGUGUGUGUGUGUGUGGGGACCAGAAAUGAUACAGAAGUGUUUUUUUUUUUUUCUUUCUAUCUUUUCUUUCUUUUUAUUUUUAUUUUUAGAAGAUAAAAAAAAAGCCAUGAGAAGGGUUUAUUUUUAAAGCCGUUUUCGAGCAAGAGUCUAUUUUUCGGAGCUGAUCGUACGUCACGAAAGGAAAAGAUUAAAAAAAAAAAAAUAGUCUAUAUAAUUAUUAUUGUUGUUUUUGUUUUUUGUUUCUUUAUUUUGCUUGUGUCGUUUCACCAUUCAGUUAUUUAUUCGAGGGCUGCUACGUUUCAUACGUCCCGACUGUAACGAAACAUUUUUUAUUAUUAUGUUCUCCUCUCACUCGACCCAGUAAAGUCAUUUAAAAUGAAAACAAAAAACAGUACAGACGACAGAAACGUACACACACACACACACGUCAAAUAAAAGCACCGGGUUCAAACACUAACGGCCGUUUGUUUUUACCUCUCAACUGCGAAUGUGAAGGGGUCACGCGAGUGAAUGUACAUGAUUGUUUAUUUUUGUUUUUGUACAGAGAGUUCUUGAAGAAGAAGUGAAGAAGCCUCUUCAGUUCUGGGGGAUGAAAUGAAAACAGAAAAAAAAAAAGAGAUAUUUACGGAUGAAUUUGAGCACGCUCUCUCUCUCUCUCUCUCUCUCUCUCUCUCUCUCUCUCUCUCUCUCUCUCUCUCUGCCGCUUUUAUGUUUCCGCUUCACACACGUCGGCUUUGUCUCGUUAAUUCAACAAAACUCCGGGGUUUACACUGUACGACUUUAAUGUGCGAUUAUUAUUUUAUUUCAUUUUUUUAUUUUAACAAGUGUAAAUUUUAAAAUUGAUUUUAAAAUUAUUUAUAUAUGCGUUUAAAAAAAACAAAAAAAAAAGAA
Molecule: messenger RNA, 3168 nt
Organism: Hemibagrus wyckioides
Lineage: Eukaryota; Metazoa; Chordata; Actinopteri; Siluriformes; Bagridae
Gene: tsc22d2
Product: TSC22 domain family 2
Exons: 3
Coding region: 694-2175 (493 amino acids)
Biological process (GO): regulation of transcription by RNA polymerase II
Source: RefSeq, a predicted model, not a curated record